Messenger RNA from Pieris brassicae (large cabbage white), 2002 nucleotides. RefSeq lists its product as uncharacterized. The transcript is spliced from 8 exons. The record is from RefSeq and is a predicted model, not a curated record. Lineage: Eukaryota; Metazoa; Arthropoda; Insecta; Lepidoptera; Pieridae. Bases 146 to 1021 code for a protein of 291 amino acids.
GCAGCAGCUCCUAGUGAAUAGUGCUGUUCUAAAAUUGAAACAAUAUUAAAAACAGUCAUUUAUUUACAUUCCAUUUGAUAAUCAUUCUAAUAACCGAUUGCUUUAGGCUUUUAUUUUACAUUGUGUUCUGUCUGAAACGGAAGUAAUGGAAUUGGUGUCAUUCGUCAAGGAAUUGCUUCACGAAGCCGCAGAGGUCGCUGCUAGUUAUCGAGUGGGUCAAUCGGCCCUCAGACACGUGGAUAAAGCCCUUUGGACAGUCGAGAAGUCGGCGAGAUGGGCUGUGCCACCACCGCUGGAGCAGGACGAGAGACAGCCUGAGUUAAUACGUCCUCUACCCUGGGUGUUCUUCCUGAUGUUGCUGGUAGCCCUUCGAGUCAUCAGAGAGUCCAUUUCUCUCAUUAAUUUGGCCCUUGGGAAGCCGCCGCUACGAUCUGCCGACGUGGUGAUAUUCAUACAAGGAAAGCGUCGCUACUUGCGCACGUUGAAGUACCAAGGCAGCCGCAUGAUGCGCGCGCGCAGCGAGCCUAAGUCUUGGCGAAGUGGGAUUUACUCUCUGUUCGAGUUUACGAUGUGCUUCAGGAACUCUCACUGCCCCAACGACAACUCGCAGAGCAGUGGAGACGAGCUGGUGAUGGUGUCCAGGAACGAGCCCAGCAUGGAGAGACUCUUGGAGAAGAUGGUGCAGGUCGAAGCCGACACCGACGACUCCGGCGAACCGACGCGUCAAUCGAUGCGGCUCGCGAAUGCGAGGAGCGACGCGGAGACAACGGAGGCCGCCCUCGAGUCGUUCGAGGACUCCCGGGAAGAGAUCGUCACCUCCACUCCGGAGAAGAGAGACUCCGCUCCGGGUGCCGGAGACGUGUCCGCAAUUGACGACGCUCGGCUCGAAGCCGUCCUCGACCUCGUUCGACGCGAGCGGAACGACCCGAACCCCGCCUCCAAGAUAGUGAAUAUUAAACAUUUCAGCGAACGGCAGAUCCGCGCCCUCGUCGCCCUCCCGAGAGAGGAUCGCAGGAGGUGAACCAAUCUAUUGACGGACGGCGACUCCGGACCGUCGGACCGACGAUUCACCGAACGAGCCUCGUCGCGUCGGUCGUAAGCUGCGCUCGACAUUGGGCCGUUCUCGAAUCGCGUCUGCGGCUUCUCGACUUCCGUCGGUGCAGCGCCGCGUUCGCCUCCUUAGUUUAGCCCCUUUCGUUCAUCGGCAUCGGAAUCUCCUCGUUGUUUUGUCUUUGAAUUGUUUAUUUACUCGUAUUGCCUUUUACGAAACAAAUAUUUACGGCUAGUUAGGGUCAGAUCGUAUUAUUUGUUUGGAUCGAAAUGUCGCGCCGUCCCAUUUCAGUGUAUGGAAUGUAUAUUGUAGAAGUCUAUCGAAGGUCCCGUUGGACGUCGGAAUAACGAAAGAAAAAAAAAACGUUUUCGGAAGGGUUUCAUACUGUUACGCGAUUGUCUUCGAUCGCCCGAUGCCUGUGCUUCGUUAACGUGGACGUGGUUAAUGUGGACGGCGGUCGUUGUGCUAUAGAACCGGGCCUCCGGAAUGGAGACGAGGGUGUGAGACAACGCGGAGGGAUGGAGCGUCUCCGACGUCGCUUUUCUAAAAGUUUUUUUUAUAAAUUUAGCGUAGUAUUCAUUGGAAGUGUUUAUAUUUAUUCUGACUUUUCUAAUUCAGAAAAGUUAGUUGAAAUUCUUCCAAAAAUACCUAAACGACCCGUUUACUUGAGAUUUCUCUCCCUUAUUCUGCAUUUUCUGUUAUUUUAUGGCUUUAAUAAAUAAUGAGAGCGCUCCGAAGCAGCUUCUUUAGUAUUAAGGCAUAGCAUGUUAUGAGUCGUAUAUCUCCAUUGAUAAUUAAUUGUUCCUCUUCCCUCCAUUAUUUAUUAUGAAGAAACGGCUUUCUCUCGCGAAUCCCAAAGCUUUGGCUGUGUCCACUCGAUAAGACUGAAGAGAAAUUAAAUUGAGCCUUUACUUCUCGAUAUUUAAUUAUGAUUAUAAUAUUUAACGCUAA